UCGUCAUCAAGAUCAUCAUCAUCAUGUCUAGCAGUCACUCCGGCACAAUUGGCCGUAAACGCGUGGGCAGCGGCUCUGCCGGCUCAACUGCUGGCAGUGAAUACUAUUUCCCUGGCGGCAUCGGUGAACAGCAGCAGAUGCGUCGCCAGCGUUCAGCCGAAUGGCAUAGCCAUAGCCAUGGCCAUGGCCACGGACACGGACAUGGCCAUAGUCGACAUGGUGGCACAUAUGGCGGCAGCUAUGGCGGCAGCAGCAGUGAGGAUGAAUAUCAAAAUACAGCACAAGCAACGGCCUUUGAUACGCAAUUGUUGGCCCAGUUACUACUGCAGAGUCAGCAAUUGGCAAGUAUGGAACAUUACAAUUCCGACUGUGAGCCAGAGUAUUUGCGUCAGCGUAAGCAUGAUCAUCAAUUGGAAGAUGCUGCCAAUAUAACCAUUCCCAGCAACAGUAACAGUGUGGAGGUGACCUAUGCCCAGCCACAUCAACAUCAAAGACAGCCGGUGACAGCCACAAGUGUGGUACAGUCACCACAAAAGUUGACUGGCAAAUAUCAAAUGUCCAAUGCCAAUUUGGGACUUUUUCCCAAUACAAGUGGCCAGCUAACUGGCGGCGUAUCUAGUGGCACUGUGAGUGGCAAUACGCGCAGUACAAAUCCAUUUCUUAACGCCAAAUUUACAACUGAUGAGAUCGCUGCCCCAAUUUCUGAGACGGCAGCAACACCCACAGGAACAGCAACAGCAACACCGACACCCUCGAAUGCCUAUUUAUCAAUAUUGCCUGCCUCGGCCUCCUCGUCGACGGCCGCCUCAAGUAGUCGCAGUCAUCGGAGCACUACAACGCGUAAUACAUUGAAUCGCUUGAGCGGGAUGACCAGUUCAAGUAGCGGAACCUCGGCAUUAUCUGUGAAUCGUAGUGAUUCGUUGCGUCAGCCGACUCAUUCCCUGACUCAGGCACAAAUGCCAGUGACAUCUUCUACGCUGAAGUUAAGCCUAAACGAUGAUAUUGAAAUCGAUGAUAAUGAUGAUGGAGUUGGUGUUGGCGUUGGCGUUGGCGUCGGAGGUGCUGGUGGUGUUAUUAGUGAAUUGGAAAUGGAAUCGGAGGAACCGCCGCCAGAGCCAGCACCGCCAGAGAUUCCACCGCGCACACAAUCCCUGUUGAUGUCGCUGCGCAAGCAUUCCGACUACAAGCUGAAAUAUGAGGAAAAAGGGGACCAAAAACACGAGGAAUUCAUACCAACCAGUCAACUGCAAAAGGAUUACAUUAUUAGUGAUAAUAUGCAACAAUUGCAGAAUUUAUCACCCAACGAUUCCCAGGGACUGGCCGGCCACCCACAACAGAUGCCACAAAGUAUGUCAACUGGCAGCAAUACAAUCGGCCAUGGCGGCAUUGUUGAUCGCAAUGUGGGCAUGCCAAUGGGCGGUGCUGGUACCAUGCCCAUGCCGGGCGGCGUUGGGCACCCAAGUGGCUCGGGUGGCCCUCAAGUGGCCGUCGGUCCGCCCGGCAGUGGCGGAGGUGGCAAUGGUGGCUCACAGCCAUUGGUUAUGCCUGGCUUCCCAUUGAGAAAUUCCCAUUCGGCUCAUGCACCACACUAUUCGCCAUAUUCACCAUCCAGGUUUCACAUAGAUAAACGCUGCCAGCACCGAUGUUCCUGGAAAUGCUUGAGCAUCGCCUUAAUAUUUGUAUCCGUCGUCCUAACCGCCAUGCUGGCAUACUUUGCAGCAGUCAGUUCGAUGAAACCGAAUCUGGACAGCACCAACUGCAUCCUAGUCCAAGAUGUCAAGUCGCAACCACACGAUAUACGCGGCGGCAUCGCCGGCAAGGCCAAUGACAAGCAACUGCUCGGUGGUUCGGCCGGUGGCGGAUCCACCCACACAGCCUACCCCACCGAGGAAUCGAUACAGACGAGUACAUCGGACCAUGGUGGCGGCGGAGGAGGCGGCGGGAUGUCAUCUGGAGGUGGCGGUGUCGGCGGUGGUGCUUCUGGUGGUGCCACUGGAAUACAACAGCAAUUGCUGCUGCAGCAACAACAGCCGCAUAGCAUCAAUCAACCGCUUACCCCAUUGGAUGCCACAAAUACCCAAUUGCAGGAUCAAUUGACCUACGGUGGACUGGGUGGCGGUGGCAUGGCUGGUGUUGGUGGCAUGGCCAAUGGACAGCAACAGCAUCAUCAUAACAAUCUGCUACUACAGGGACAACAGGCUCUGCUGCCCCAACAGGGCUCCAUGGGACUGGGCCAAUGGCCGCAGGUAGUCGAACUAAAGGAAUUCAAUGAAAUGUACCAUGCCAAUAUACCGGCCUAUCAGUUCUGGACACUCGAAUUCCGUAAUAAGCAUCCGGCAUUUAUCCGUUUUAAUUUCACCCUACCCUGGGGCGCUCAUUUCGCAGUCUAUUCGCGUCGCAAUGUUGCUCCAUCGGUUACUCAGCAUGAUUUCGUUGAGUUUAUCAAAGGCGGACGAUUGGAUAGCCAUCUGCGGCAUCGUCGUAGCAUGGCCAAUGCCUCCACCUCAUCAACAUCUUCCACAUCCACAUCGACGUCGUCGUUGGCAAGCAAUUUGAUUGGAGUCCAGCAGGUGGUCCAUGGGCGUCAGCUGUCGGCAGAGAUUGAGGAUCAACAGCAACUAUUGCACCACCACGACCACGAUGACGACGACAUUGAGGAUGAGGAUGUUCUUGAGGAUAACUCAGAUGAGGAUUUCGGCAUGGCAGCUGCAGCUGCUGGCUCUGUGGAGUAUUUCGAUGUGGAAACGCCUCUGGAUACGGCCAAACAGCAUGUCCAACGUAUGGGCAAUUCUCCGGGCGCCACUUUGACGGCUUCGCUUCAUCACAGUGGCCGUCAUCAUCGGCCAAUGCAUCGAUUGACCAAGCGCUCUGCUGUGGAUAAUGGAUUGCCUGCCCUCGAUAUGGACGCCAUGACCGUGAAUGUUUCGCUCUUGCAAUAUCUGGACACUGGCCUGUGGUUCAUCUCUGUCUACAAUGAUGAACUGGUCGCCCAUUCGGUUUCGUUACUAGCCGAGGAGGCCGAAGGUGUCAGCACCACUUGUCCCAAUGAUUGCUCUGGUCGUGGAAGCUGCUAUCUGGGCAAAUGCGAUUGCAUUGACGGCUAUCAGGGUGUCGACUGCUCUAAGAGCGUUUGUCCGGUCUUGUGCUCGGCGCAUGGACACUAUGGCGGCGGCGUUUGUCAUUGUGAGGAUGGCUGGAAGGGAGCCGAAUGCGACAUUCCUGUGGGCGAGUGCGAGGUGCCGAAUUGCUCUAGCCAUGGUCGUUGCAUUGAGGGUGAAUGCCGCUGUGAACGAGGCUGGAAGGGACCUUAUUGUGACCAGCACGAUUGCCUUGAUCCAUUAUGCUCGGGCCAUGGCACCUGUGUGGCUGGACAAUGUUAUUGCAAAGCCGGUUGGCAGGGCGAGGAUUGCGGCACAAUUGAUCAGCAGGUGUAUCAAUGUCUGCCCGGUUGUUCGGAGCAUGGCACCUAUGACUUGGAAACGGGACAAUGUGUAUGCGAGCGUCAUUGGACUGGACCAGAUUGUUCACAAGCUGUUUGCAGUUUGGAUUGCGGCCGCAAUGGCGUCUGCGAGUCGGGCAAAUGCCGUUGCAAUACUGGAUGGACAGGCAAUCUAUGCGAUCAGUUGCCCUGCGAUGUCCGCUGUUCGGGGCAUGGCCAAUGCAAGAAUGGCACAUGUGUUUGCUCUCAAGGCUGGAAUGGACGACAUUGUACACUGCCUGGCUGCGAGAAUGGCUGCUCACGUCAUGGCCAAUGCACCUUGGAGAAUGGCGAAUAUCGUUGCGAUUGUAUUGAAGGUUGGGCUGGCAGCGAUUGUUCCAUAGCCUUGGAAUUGAAUUGCAAGGACAACAUUGACAAUGAUGGCGAUGGAAUGACCGAUUGCUCGGACAGUGAGUGCUGCUCCCAUCCAGCCUGCUCUGAGCAUAUCAUGUGCCUAUCAUCCAAUGAUCCUGUUGAGGUUCUGCUAAGAAAACAACCGCCAUCGGUGACCGCUUCCUUCUAUCAGCGUGUAAAAUUCCUUAUCGAAGAGAAUUCCGUGCAAUCGUACGCUCACAUGGAUGAGUACAGUGAGAAUCGAGUUUCGGUAAUGCGUGGUCAGGUCAUCACACCACAAGGAUUGGGAAUUGUUGGCAUUCGGGUUUCCGUGGAUCGUGACUCCCGUUUCGGCUUUACUCUAACCCGACAAGGAGGAUGGUUUGAUGUCCUAGUGAAUGGCGGCGGUGCCGUAACCCUACAAUUCCAACGUUCACCAUUCCGUCCAUUGACUCGAACCGUAUUUGUGCCAUGGAAUCGCAUAGUCGUCCUGCCGCCAGUUCAAAUGCAAUUGAGUGACGAUGAUGAGACAACUAGUCGAAACAUUAAAGUCGCCCCAUUGAAUCCGGCCCUAACUUUCCUAAACUCGAUACACUAUCAUACGGCUGACGAGGCCAACGAUGCCAGCAAAGUGUGCAUGGACCAUGAUCAUGAGAAGCUCAAACCGCAAUUGAUCAGCACAUGGAUGCCAAAUGGUGUGGGCGCUUUGCCCGGCAAACGGGUCAUCUUUGCCGAGACUCAGAUUGUCCAAGAAUCAAUACAAAUACCCGGCUCGGACCUCCAUCUGACGUAUCAAUCAUCUCAGGCCUCUGGCUAUUUGAGCAUUGUACGCAUGCGUUUGACCUCAGAGACCAUACCCACAACUCUGACCCAUGUCCAUGUGGGCGUCGAGAUCGAGGGAGCUCUGCAUGUGAAGACCUAUGAGGCGGAUCCAAAUCUGGUGCACACAUUCGCAUGGAAUAAACGCAAUGUGUACCGCCAAAAGGUCUAUGGAGUGACCAUCGCUCGCAUUUCCGUGGGCUAUCAGCACUCGACGUGCCAGCAACCGGUCUGGAUCACCCAGACGGCGAAACUGCAGGGCUACGAUGUGGAUAUCUCUGACAUCGGUGGCUGGGGAUUGGAUAUCCAUCAUCACUAUAAUUUCCAUGAAGGCAUCCUGCAGAAGGGCGACGGUAGCACGCUGCACAUGAAGGAAUAUCCGCGCACUGUGAAAGUGGUGAUGGGCACUGGCCUGCAGAGACCACUCAAUUGCCCGGACUAUUGCAAUGGUGUGGCCAAGGAUGCGAAACUCUUGACCCCUAUUGCCUUGGCCACCGGACCCGAUGGCAGUCUCUAUGUGGGUGACUUCAAUCUGGUGCGCCGCAUCACGCCCGAUGGCAAGGUCUUUACCAUUUUGCAACUGAGCGCCACCCAGGUAUCGUAUCAGUAUUAUCUGGCCGUCUCGCCGGCCGACGGACAUUUGUAUAUCUCCGAUCCGGAGCGGCAUCAGAUAUUGCGACUGCUUCGCCUGGAGAAGGUCAAGGAUCCGAGCAUCAACAGUGAACCAGUGGUGGGCAGUGGCCAACGUUGCAUUCCCGGCGAUGAGGGCAAUUGCGGUGAUUCGGGACCAGCCCUUCAGGCUCGUCUCUCGCAUCCCAAGGGCUUGGCCAUAGCCGCCGAUCGCACCAUGUACAUUGCCGAUGGCACGAACAUUCGAGCCGUCGAUCCCAAGGGCAUUAUCCACACCCUAAUUGGCCACCAUGGACAUCAUAAUCACUGGAGUCCAGCUCCCUGUACCGGCACCCUCAUGGCCAAUCAGGCGCAAUUGCAAUGGCCAACUGGCUUGGCUCUCAGUCCCCUGGAUGGCUCGCUGCAUUUCAUUGACGAUCGCCUGGUCUUGCGCCUCACCUCGGACAUGAAGAUACGCGUUGUGGCCGGCACUCCGCUGCACUGCAGCAACAAUGGCCAAGAUAAUCGAGUGAAUAAGACGGCAACAGAUAACGUACUGGGCACAGUUCUUGCCAUGGCCUUCUCGCCGUUCGGUGAUCUCUAUAUUGCCGAUAGUGAUUCGAGGCGCAUAAACUCGAUUCGUGUCGUGAAUACGGCUGGACAUAUGCGUUACUUUGCUGGCAAACAGGAAGGAACUGGCUCACAGUCGUGCGACUGUACAAUUGGAAAUGGCUCAGCCUCAGCCUCGUCCGGUGGUGUUGUCGGUGGCAUGGGGAUUGCAAAUGGCGGCGCUUACUCAACGACCGUGAAUCCGACACGCAAUAAUGGUGGCACUACACCAACGACACCAUCUGGCGGAAACGGAAAUAAUGGCAGUGCAGCCGGCUCAUCGUCGGCGGGAGGCGGUGGUCCUGGUGGUGCGUCUGGCAGUGGCAAUAAUAGCGGCGGCGCUGGCAGUGGAGGUGGAACUAACUCGAACGGCGGUGCCUGUGUCUGUCCCGGCGGUAAUCUAGGCGCCGGCUCGUCAGCUGGUUCAGCUGGCACUUUGGCCAACAUUGUGGCCGGCGGCAGUCUCAUGUCCACUGGGCCAACCACCACCACAACGGUCCUAUUGGGCGCCAAGACAACGGCAGCGGGCGUGGGUGGUGCCACCCUCAACGAUGAUGGAACACUGAGUAAUGCGGAGACUUUACUAUCGUCGAAUGCCCGCUUCCAGGCCAUAUCGGCCAUAGCUGUGGCUCAGGAUGGUGUCAUCAAUGUGGCUGAUCAAGGAUCCCUUCAUGUUCUGGCCCUGGAACACUAUUUGCCAUCACACGAUGAGAACGGCGAAUUCCAUAUACCCUUCCCGCCGUCCAGCGAGAUUUAUGUGUUCAAUCGUUAUGGACAACAUGUGGCCACCAAGGAUCUGACAUCGGGUAAAACUCGCUACAGUUUCCUCUACUCGAAGAACACCAGCUUCGGUCGUCUCUCGACUGUGACAGAUGCCUCGGGCAAUAAGAUACAAUUCCUGCGCGACUACAGCAAUGUGGUUAGCUCGAUUGAGAAUACCCAGGAUCACAAAUCGGAAAUCCAGAUCAAUGGCAUUGGCAUCAUGACCAAGCUGAGUGAGAAGGGCCGGCAGGAAAUUGAACUCGACUACGAUAGCAAUACGGGCUUGUUGAAUUCGCGAUCGUCGGGCGGCGAAACGUAUAUCUAUCAGUAUGAUGAAUUUGGCCGAGUCACUGGCAUGAUCCUGCCCAGCGGUGAGAUUGUACGCAUAACCUCGCAAUUGGCGGACAAUAAGGGCUUAACCGUCUAUGUUCAUGCAUCGGUCGAAUCGCUAUUCUCACGGGAACGCCUCACAACGGUGGGAACAACGGCGAAUGAGUUACUCGUUCUGGGUGGAGUACGAUCUGCUUAUUUGAAGCGUGGAUUGGCCCAUGCCGAUGCCGAAUUGAAGGCCAAUAACACUCUGGUCAUUCAUGGGGCAAAUGGCGUUGUGGUCGAGGCCUCGGCCGUGGCUCGUCAUCCGCUCCUGGAGGCCGCCCUGCCCGUUGAAGCCGAAAUGUUGGCCAUGUGGUCACAUCAGAGUGUCACGAUGGGCGAUGGGCUCACCAAUUCCAUGUAUUCGGUCUACAAUCUAGUGGGAGAUGUUCGAAAUCCCCAGCAGACACUCAACCGUGAGAUCUGGGUCAAUCAGUCGCGUAUGAUUGGUGUGGAAUUUGAUCAGUUCACGAACCGCGAGACAUUCUACGAUGCCAACAGGACGCCCAUUCUGAUAGUGGCCUACGAUCAAUCGGGUCUGCCCAAAUCGUAUUAUCCAACCAACGGUUAUCCGGUCAACAUCACCUACGAUCGUUUCAAUCGCGUCGAAGGCUGGGCCUGGGGACCUGCUGAGCUCAAGUACAGCUACGAUCGUCAUGGCCUGCUGUCGGAGAUCACUUCGCAACAGGAUGGCAUCAUAUCGUUUGUCUACAACGAUUGGAAUCUUGUCUCGGAGAUCGGUUUGGCCAGUCAGCGGAAGUUCGUGCUGCAAUACGACGAGGCUGGUGGCCUGCGUCACGUCAUCCUGCCAUCGGGAACACGGCACAGCUUCAGCAUGCAGACAUCCAUCGGUUUCAUUCGUUGCACUUACACACCGCCGGGCAGUACGCGUGCCUAUCUACAGCACUACAGUCAUGCCGGAGCUCUGCUCCAGACAAUACUACCCGGUGAUGGAGCUCGGAUUGUCUAUCGUUACAAUGCCGCCGGCCAACUGACCGAGGUGGUGCACGGCGAUGGACGCAGUGAGUUCACGUAUAACGAGGUCACGGGCAUGCCAAGCACCGUGUCACAUGCCGAGCGCGAAUUGGAAUACCGCUGGGACUUUGAAUACGCCUCGGGCCUGCUCACCGAGGAGCGCAUCGACUAUGUGGCCAAGACGGGGCUGAGCAAUGCCAAGUUCAGCUACGAGUACGACAGCCAACUGAGGGUAGUGGCCCUGCAGGGCCGCAUUGGAGGUCAGAAUCUUCCCACCCAGGCAUUCGCUUACGAUCCCAGGACUGGACAACCCAGCCUAAUUGGACAAUUUAAGUUUACUCGACCGGCCCGUAAUCAGACGCAGCUGCAUGAUGGCACCGCUGGCUUCACUCGCACCGUCGACGGACGCUUCCAGACACAGCGCAUGGCCCUGGCCAUUCAUCGGCUGGAAGUCUUCCGCAUGGAGUUCUCGUACGGUGUGCACGGCCGCAUAUCCCAGACUCGGACCUACACUCGCAACAUGGCAGUGAACAGCUACACGAAUGUCAAGAACUACACCUGGGACUGCGAUGGUCAGCUGGUGGGUGUGGAGGCCCAGGAGCCAUGGGGUUUCCGCUACGACGACAAUGGGAACUUACUGUCGCUGACCUAUCGGGGCAAUACCAUACCCAUGGAGUACAAUAACCAGGACCGCAUCGUCAAGUUCGGCGAGGGGCAGUACAAGUACGAUGCCCGCGGUCUUGUGGCCCAGAAUGCACGCGAGGAACGUUUCCACUACAAUACGCAAGGUCUCCUGGUGCGAGCCUCCAAGCGGGGACGCUUCGAUGUGAGAUACUAUUACGAUCAUCUGAAAAGAUUGACCACACGCAAGGAUAACUUUGGCAAUGUCACCCAGUUCUUCUAUACGAAUCAGCAGCGACCCUAUGAAGUCUCGCAGAUAUAUUCGCCGCGUGACGGUAAGCUAAUGUCCCUGACCUACGAUGAUGUCGGCCAUUUGAUCUAUGCCCAGGUGUACAGACACAAAUACUAUGUGGCCACGGACCAGAGUGGCACUCCGUUGAUGCUGUUCAAUCAGUAUGGCGAGGGAAUACGCGAGAUAAUGCGUUCGCCUUUCGGCCACAUUGUGUACGAUUCGAAUCCGUAUUUGUAUUUGCCUAUCGAUUUCUGUGGCGGAAUUCUGGAUCAGGUCACCACGCUGGUCCAUAUGGGGGAUGGACGGGUCUAUGAUCCGCUGAUUGGCCAAUGGAUGUCGCCCGAUUGGCAGUGGGUGGCCGAACGUAUCAUCACACCCACGCGCCUGCAUCUGUAUCGGUUUAAUGGCAACGAUCCCAUCAAUGUGGGUCACGAGCGACACUAUCCGGAUAACUUUGCCAGCUGGAUGCAAACCCUGGGCUACAAUGUGGGCAAUCUGAUGCCCCAGUUGGCCAAGGAGCGCGAUUUGUGGCAACCACCGGCACUCUGGGGACGUCCGCCCACCAAUCCCAUAGCCUUGAAUAUGCGACGACCCUUCGAUAAUAUUCCCACGAUGACGGUGGAGAGCGGUUUCCUGGCCCAUCUCAAUGUGCGACGCAUGUCCGACUUCGAGCAGUUGUCGGCGCCACCGCGUUCUGCCCUGAAAUGCGAUGUAAUGGAUCCUUCACCACGCAGCAUAGGCUCGGAUACGGAGCCACCGUUUGGCAAGGGAAUCGUGGUAUCACGCACAGCCGAUGGCCAGGCCAUUGUAUCGAGUGUUCCGGCAGCCAAUGCCAUUUAUCGUGAUGUCUACACAAGCGUCUUCAAUCGCUCCAAGCUGCUGCCCUUCACUUUCGUGGUGCACAAUGCCCAGCAGGACUCGUUCUUCUUUGUCAAGGAGGAUGCGUGGCGGGCCAGUGAGGAUCGCCAGCAGUUGAAACGUCUCCAGGGUCAGGUGAAUACCACGUUCCAUGAGAUCACCCGAGAAAGUACGCCGGGCAGUACAUCCUCCUCCUCUUCGUCGUCGUCCUCAUCGUCAUCGCCAGCUUCAUCGAGUGGCUCCUCCUCUGGAUCUGGCUCAUCGGGUGCAUCAUCGCAGGGCAAUUAUUUGGAUGUGAAAAUCCAUGGGGCACAUGCCAUCAUCAAUUUGCGCUACGGCACCACCGUGGCCAAGGAGCAGCAACGUCUCAUGCACCAUGCCAAGCUGACGGCCGUGCGCAAGGCCUGGCAUCGGGAGAAGGAGGCCCUGCGCAGUGGCCUCACCACAAUCCUGGAAUGGACGCAACAGGAAAGCGACGAGAUUCUCAAACAGAGCUAUGCGAACAACUACGAGGGUGAAUACAUCCACGAUGUGAUGCUCUAUCCCGAACUGGCCGAGGAUCCCUAUAACAUAAAGUUUGUAAAGAAGAAGGGAGCCACCGGUGGGGCAGCGGGUGUCCCGAAUGUUAGCAGGCGGCGACGUAGCAUUGAUUCAGAGCAAAUUGCCUGUUAGCUCUUAGUCUAAAGCCCCGCCCCGCCCGCCCCCCACACACACAAACACACAUCCCACAUUCAUUAACUACCAGCUAGUACGUAAAAACAGAAUUAGAGUUGCUGCAAAAGGCAACUAAACUAAUAUACAUAUAUGAGGAAAUAAAUCGUAAAAAUAGAAACAAUAAUGCAAAACACAUAGAGAAGAAAAUCCCCUCCUCUCCCCUGCCUCCUCAACAAAAAAAAAGAAAGAAAUAAAGAAAGACAACCCCGUCAAGUGUGCCAUCAGUUAAGACUUUCGAUUUGACAUAAUCACAUAAUCUUACCGAAAAACUAAAAACCAAAAGGUGUCACGGUACAGAGUCCCGCCUCAAAACUAAAGCCUUCUCUGAAGCACACACACUUGAACAAUUCUACAUACAUACAUAUAUAUGAUACACAUACGAAUAUAUAUAUAUAA
This is a messenger RNA of Drosophila willistoni, 10838 nucleotides long. RefSeq names its product teneurin-a (gene Ten-a). Gene Ontology annotation, biological process: motor neuron axon guidance. Bases 24 to 10400 code for a protein of 3458 amino acids. The transcript is spliced from 17 exons. NCBI's taxonomy places the organism in Eukaryota, Metazoa, Arthropoda, Insecta, Diptera, Drosophilidae. The record is from RefSeq and is a predicted model, not a curated record.